AUGGAACUUAUCCUCUACUUGGAACCAGCUCCUACAUCACCAUUCAGACACCAUGUCGAUUCCUUCAUUCAAAGUACUCGAGUUCCACCUGCCGUGUCAACUGCUUGUAAAUAUCAUUGCCACGUAUCCAUGACUGGUUUCUUUCACGUUCCCAAGGACACGCUCCCUUUUGUCAUAACAACGCUUGAUCAUUUAUUGAAGAAAGAUCCCACUACUAUGACGACAUCGAAUACGCUCCUCACCAAACAUGAUCCUCCAUAUAUCCAUAAAGAUCCAGUUCUUGUCAGAAACUCCACCAUCAUCCACAAUCCUGCCACUGGAGAGGAGCAAACUAUCAAUCAAAUGCCGGUGCACUUGUUGCUCUCUAUAACCGUUCCACCCAUUUAUCAUGAAAUCGUCAAUGAACUUGCAUGCCGCAUCAAGGGUAUACGCGCAAAGGCUAUAAACCACAUCAGCCUUGCCUAUUGGGAUGAGCCUGGAGAAUCACGUGACUUGCAAUCUGUUUGGAAUCGUCGUGUGCUUGAGGAUGGCAUGAUGGAUGAUAUGUAUCGACGUGCAUGUGAAGAGUUCGGUAAAAGCGACUUUGAAAGAGCGAUCGACUGGGAUAUCGUAUUGUAUCAAAGGACGAGCAAGAGUACCCGUGCAGGUGUGCCGCAUGCCUUUGUUGAAAAGAAACGAUGGUGGGCUACCGAUCGCUCAUCACCCAAAUGA
Messenger RNA from Lichtheimia ornata, 711 nucleotides. RefSeq lists its product as uncharacterized. The record is from RefSeq and is a predicted model, not a curated record. Bases 1 to 711 code for a protein of 236 amino acids. NCBI's taxonomy places the organism in Eukaryota, Fungi, Mucoromycota, Mucoromycetes, Mucorales, Lichtheimiaceae. The transcript has a single exon.